This is a messenger RNA of Anthostomella pinea, 1164 nucleotides long. The record is from the annotation of a GenBank genome assembly. NCBI's taxonomy places the organism in Eukaryota, Fungi, Ascomycota, Sordariomycetes, Xylariales, Xylariaceae.
AUGGCUUCCCUCCAGUUCAUCGAGCCUGCCGGCAUCAUCCGCGCAACAGCACAACUUCCAGCACCCGCCGCAGCAGGACUUCUAGCAGCAGCAUCAUUUGGAUCUCUAAACAACACCCGUCGGAACUCGUCUCAUCAAGUACACGAUUCUUCAACAUCGCCAGCCGCGCUACAGAAUCAACGGGUCCAACAGAUUAUCCAGGCACAAGGGCGCCAGAUCUCUCCUUCGGCUUACACCAACCGGUUAAACUCUCCUGCGCAAACCCAACACCAACAGUUUUACGCAUCGUUCUCAGCUCCAUCAUCCACUGCUGCAGUGAACCAGCAGAAUCGUUCUGCUCGGCCCCCUGUACCACUCUUCGCACAGGGCAUCGGUGGUCAACAGACCGCGGGCAAGAUGGAUCUUCAAGGUAAAUCAUUUGGCUCCGAUUCCGACGAGCAUUUAAACUCACACAAGUCAGACGCGCUGAGGAAUAUUGAGGAUUUCACACCCUUCGGGGGUGGAGCCUCGACCUCGGCCUACUCGUCUCCAGGUCUCGGCAACUACGAUGCGAACAUCAGCUCUGCUUCGAGCUCGAUCGCCAACAUGGCCACCAUCUCGCCCCAGGACUUGUUCCUCCGUGAGCCUUUUGCCUCCGCACCCAAUUCCUCGGCGCUCACCACCCUGACGACACCCUCGACGUACGGCGAGUCCCCCGACUUCGACAACUAUGAAGUGUCUCCCAACUACAACGGUGGUGACUUUGAGGGCGACACGGGCGCCUGGUACUCUCUGUUUCCAGAGUCUACCAGCACUGAACACCCACAAGUAGCAGACGAUGACAAGUCUCCUGGCGAAUUGGAGGAGGAGCUUGAGGUAAUCGAGACCACGUCUCAGCGUCGUCGCAAGUCUGGCAACUCGCCACCCACCGGUGGUCAUGGUCGACACUCAUCUGUCUCUGGUGUGAACUCACGGCGGCGUGACAAGCCUCUUCCUCCCAUCGUUGUCGACGAUCCCCAAGACACUGUCGCGAUGAAGCGGGCGCGUAACACCCUUGCGGCCCGCAAGUCUCGAGAGCGUAAAGCUCAGAAGAUGGAGGAGCUUGAGGAGGAAAUCGUCAAACUCACGGAGGAUCGUGAUCAUUGGAAACGGAUAGCCCUGAGCCGAACUGGAGCCUCAAGCUGA